Schistocerca americana (American grasshopper) is the source of this 5819-nucleotide messenger RNA. Its product is annotated as 1-phosphatidylinositol 4,5-bisphosphate phosphodiesterase-like. NCBI's taxonomy places the organism in Eukaryota, Metazoa, Arthropoda, Insecta, Orthoptera, Acrididae. Bases 162 to 3515 code for a protein of 1117 amino acids. Gene Ontology annotation, biological process: lipid metabolic process; phosphatidylinositol-mediated signaling. The transcript is spliced from 23 exons. The record is from RefSeq and is a predicted model, not a curated record. Gene Ontology annotation, molecular function: phosphatidylinositol-4,5-bisphosphate phospholipase C activity; calcium ion binding.
UGGAUAGGCAAGCGGAAGCUUAGCGGGACCUGCCUAUGGACGGCAGACGGCUUACGGUGUGUGUGUAUGUGUCUCGUGUGUGAGUGCGCUAAGUCCGGAAGCAGUGCAGCGGUAAACGUCAGCCGAAAAUUUUCUCUUUUCUCAAUACCAGGAGCGGAGCCAUGACCAAGAGGCUGGAGCUGGAGUGGCGCGUGCCGGUGCCGCAGCCGCUGGUGGAGGGAUGCCUGCUCGACCGUUGGAGCGAGGAGAAGGACGCCCCCAAGCUGGAGCCGCGCUGCUUCUUCAGGGUCGACGACUGCGGCUUCUUCAUCCACUGGAAGAGCAAAGGCCACCAUGGAAACGUCAUAGAAUUGUCCCAAGUUAGUGACAUUAGAGCUGGUGGCCUUCCAAAGGAUCAGAAACUGCUGUCACAAUUACGUGGAAAACAUGGUGAUGAUGUGGAAGAAAAGUCACUAACUAUAUGCAGUGGUACAGAUUAUGUCAACAUAAACUACCAGCAUGUAAUAUGUCCAGAUACGGACACCGCCAAGGUCUGGUUAGAUGGGCUGAGGAAAAUCACACACAAUGUGAAAGCAGACAACAUAUGCCCAAUGAUGUGCUUAAAGAAACAUUGGAUGCGUCUGCGGUUGCUCGUGAAUCCCAAGGGCAAAGUUCCUGUUAGAGUUGUAGCCAAAACUUUUGCAUCUGGACAAACAGAGAAGCUGGUCUACAAAGGUCUAUCAGAGCUGGGUCUGCCCCACAGAAAACAUGCUUCAAUUGAUGCGGCAGAUUUCACAUACGACAAGUUUUAUGCACUGUACCACAAGAUCUGUCCAAGAACUGACAUUGAAGAACUUUUCCAAUCAAUCACUCAAGGCAAAAGUUGCAAGAUCAGUAUUGAACAGUUGAUUACAUUUCUCAAUGAGAAGCAACGUGAUCAAAGACUGAAUGAGAUCCUGUAUCCCCUAUAUGACAAAAGGCGUGUGGAGAAGAUAAUAUCAUCAUACGAGCCAGAUGAGCGGACAAGGCUGGAAAACAAAUUAUCAAAAGACGGCUUGAUCCAGUACUUGAUGUCAGAUGAGAAUGCACCUGUCUACUUGGACCGACUGGACUUGUACAUGGACAUGGACCAGCCAUUGUCGCAUUACUACAUUAACAGCUCCCACAACACAUACCUGACCGGCUUCCAGUUUCGUGGCAAAUCCUCUGUGGAAAUGUACCGCCAAGUGCUGCUUGCUGGUUGCAGGUGCAUUGAAUUAGACUGUUGGGAUGGAACGAGGGAUGAUGAAGAACCAAUAAUAACACAUGGCAGAGCAGCAUGUACAGAUAUUUUGUUCAAGGAUGUCAUACAUGCAAUACGGGACACUGCGUUUGUGACAUCGGAGUACCCCGUCAUCCUGUCUCUUGAGAACCACUGCAGCAAGGCUCAACAGUACAAACUGGCCAGAUACUGCAAUGACAUCCUGGGUGAUAUGCUGCUCAAGGAACCACUCCCAGAUUUUCCGCUGGAACCUGGACUACCGCUGCCUUCACCAAAUGCCCUCAAAAAGAAAAUUCUGAUCAAAAACAAGAAGCUAAAUCCUGAUGUGGAAAAGCAGGAGUUGGAACUGUUCUGGCAGGGACAGUUUGUCAUUGAAGAAGAUGAGGAAGAAGAGGAAGAAGACACGUCUGCCAUCAGUGAAGCUAAACUGGAUGUUCCCGGGUAUGAUGCUACACAGGAGAAUGGAGACAUCCCCAGCCCCGUGAAGUAUCCACCAUCAACAAAUAAGAUUCAUCCAUGGCUCUCAUCCAUGGUGAACUACACUCAACCAGUCAAAUUCCAGGGAUUUUAUGUUGCUGAGGAGAACAAUAUACACUACCAUAUGUCAUCUUUUGAGGAAAGGGAUGGCCUUCAGUAUGUGGAGUCUCAGGCUAUCGAGUUUGUUGAUUACAACAAACGGCAACUGAGCCGCAUCUAUCCUAAGGGACUCCGUGUCAAUUCAUCGAACUACAUGCCACAGGACUUUUGGAAUGCAGGCUGCCAGAUGGUGUCACUGAACUUCCAGACUCCUGACACACCCAUGCAGCUGAAUGAGUCAAAGUUUGAAUACAAUGCACGUUGUGGCUACCUACUGAAGCCAGAUUUUAUGCGGAGAGCUGACCGGAGCUUUGAUCCAUUUGCUGAAUCUCCCGUCGAUGGUGUGAUUGCCGCGCAGUGCCUUGUGAAAGUCAUAUCUGGUCAGUUUCUGGCCGACAAGAAAGUUACUACUUAUGUAGUAGUGGAAAUGUAUGGUCUGCCAACAGAUACAAUCAGGGAUGAGUUCAGAACGUCCAAGGUUACAGGAAAUGGCCUGAAUCCUGUAUACAAUGCAGAACCAUUCCUGUUCAAAAAGGUUGUGCUGCCUGAGCUUGCGAUGUUGAGGUUUGCUGUGUACAGUGAGAAAGGGAAGCUUCUGGGGCAGCGCAUUUUGCCUCUGGAUGGGCUGCAGGCUGGCUACCGGCACAUCUCCCUCCGGACAGAGGCCAACUUCCCCAUGUCACUGCCCAUGCUGUUCUGCUACAUAGAACUCAAAAUAUAUGUGCCUGAGCACUUUGAAGAUUUAAUGAAUGCACUGUCAGACCCAUGUGCUUUCUUGUCUGCUCGAGAGAAGAUGGUGGAGAAUAUGAAGGCAAUGGGUGCUGAACAGAUGGAAAUGUUGACUCCUGAAACUGUGGUAAGUGAUGGAAGUGAUGGAGGAGCUGGCGACAGUGGUAGUGACGAUGGCAGCAGAGGAUUGGGCAGCAGCAGUGGUGGCAGCAGGAAAUCUGGGAAGUCUUCCAACCGAAGGUCCAGUGGGCCUGCAACACUUGAGGAACACUAUGAGGUGAUGGAGUUUGAUGCAAUCACGCUAGACUCGUUACGAGCUGAGAAAGUCUACCAGAAGUCUGCACGACGGCAGCAGAAGGAGCUGGAGGCAUUGCAUAGGCGGCACCACCGGGACAGCCUCGCUGCCCAGAGUGAACAGUGUGCUGCCAUUGAGGAGGUCACAAAGGGCCGCAGCCAAGAUGAGCUUAUAUCAGAUCCACAGGUGCAGAAAGUAAUAGCAGAACAGACUUCUGAGUGGUCAGCAAUGUUGGAGCGGCACCACAGGGAGGAGUGGGCGAUGCUGAGGAGGCAUGUGCAGGAUCAGCAGGAGAUCCUCCAUAAAAUCAUGGAGAAUGUACAGGGUUCCCAGAUAAAGCAGCUAAAGUUGAAACAUGACAGGGAACUGAAGAAGAUGUACACUCAGCAAGCAAAAAUCUCCAUCGAAACAAUGAGAACAGUCAGCAAGGACAAGUCAUUAAAGAAAGGAGAGAGAGAGCGCACAUUACGUGAGAAGCAGCAGAACAAUACAAGGAAGUUUGUGGAAGAGAGGAAUGUGGCUGACAUGAGGCAAGACAGGGAGAGGGAAAAGUUGACCCUUAAGCACCAGCAGCAGGCUGCUGACGUCAACGCUGAACUGCAGAAUCUCAUUACAAUGAUAGAAAAUGAUGAAAUUGAGUAUGAACUUGGGCCAAAGAAAGAAUUCUUUGUAUAAAGGAUUAUUUAAAUUUGUAUCAGCUGAAGCACCAGUCCAGAGGGCUACAGAAGUGUCACAACCUACACACUACAAUACCCAGUAUUUUUUGAAAUAGUAUCUUAAGAGAAACAUUUUUUUUAAAAAAAGGAAAAGAAAGCUGAAAAAAGUAUUGUAGUGUAAGAUAAGAUUAAUCAUAGUCUUUCUGAGAUAAGAUUAGUGUAUGUACACCUGUAGUGAUAAAUUGUAGUUAGAAAGAGCUUUAAUUAGGAUGUGCCUCAAAUCAAGUUGUGAUUCAUAAUUCAGUAGUGCAUAACUGAGCAAUUCAAGUCAGUAGAAUUUGAGGGCCAACCAGCAUGAGAUAUUUACAGUUAUGAGUGAGCUGUAAUUGUAAUGUUUCAGAAAGGAUAUCACAGUUUAAAUCCAUGCGGCAUUUGUUAACUUUGAUUUACAUUGAUAUGUGACAACAUGAAGUGAAAGAAAAAUCAAACAAUUUGUCCUACAAUGUGAGCACUAUUUUCCACACAGCUUACUGAAGUGAAAGAAAAAUCAAACAAUUUGUCCUACAAUGUGAGCACCAUUUUCCACACAGCUUACAACCAAUUGAUAGGCAAAUUGUUUCAUAUCUCGAUUAAUACGUCUAAACUAAUUGAUACAAUAGCAGCUUCAGUACUAUUUCUCGAGUUGAUAAAUUCUACUAGGAACAGUGCAAGCCAUGUUCCCAAGUAAAGUCUGCUCCAAGUUGUAUCAGAAUUCUGCCUCUUACAGAUAGAGUCCACCAGAAUAACACUGUAGCAAAUACGACAAUACUCGCGGUGCGCACUCCACUGAUUGCAUCAACACUGGUUUAGACUGGUCCUGGGCCAGUCUAUGUGCCAGAGUCUUGCAUGAUCCUGUCAGAGGGCACGGAUCCAUACCAUCUGAGUGGUGGCACUAUAGUUGUCAGUAACAACGUUGUAUUUCGUGGCAACGUCGGGUGGCCUCACUACAGUUCCUCCUUCCAAAACAGUGACCACCUGAGGAAAAAUCAAAGUAGUGCAUGGUCUUGAGGAGCAACCACUAUGGAAGGCAGCAGGUCGAGGUCAACAGGCAUUGCUGCUGAAGGCCGAGGCAGGACAGGGCUCGAUGGGACUGCUCGAGUUGCCACGGGGCUGGAGGAUCCACACGGGGUGGUGAAGCAGGUGGCUGCUGACGACAAUGGCAGAGGUGAAGUUAGUUUCAAUGACCCUGCAGAUGUCCAUGGGCAGAGGCUACAGUGUGCAGUGUGGACCAAUCGUGAAUGGAAAUCACUCUGCAGAUCCACGUUCGGUUGUGACAGAACAGAUUGGCCCACACCGGGGAGCCCAUCUAGAAGGGAAGCGCUCUGGUGAAGAAGUGUGGCAGUGAGUCAUCAUUUAUUUGUUUCAUUAUUUUAUUACUGUUUGUUUCCCCAACUGUAGAAUGAAACGAAAAUGGAAAUGCCAUUGCAGCACAAGUAGGGAGUGAAUGUCAAUCCAACUUCAUCUUUUGGAGUCUGUGCUAAAUGCUUCAGUCUCUGUCAUUUGGUGUUUUAACAUAUCAAAAACUUUUAUCUGGUGAGAUUCCUGUGUUUCUGAUUGUAUAUAUUUGUGUUUAGUGAACUUGGCCAAAAACCAGUCAUUGUGCCAUAUUUACUCUAGUCCAUAAUAUGAAAAUGAUCUCAAAAUAGGUAUCAGCGAUGAUUGAACAAAUAUUUUGCAUCAAAUGUGCUGAGAAUGAACAUGUACUGUGUCUUGGUGUUAUAUUAGCAAUAUUUUAGUCAAAACAGAAGGGUCUACUUUGUGGUUAGAAGAAAGGAAAGGAGAUGCAGAAGUGCGGAACAUGAAAAAUCUCUCGUAGUAAUGGUCAGAGGAGAGACAUGGUGCAUGAAGGAAUUCUUACAAUAUUCUUUCUCCUCAUAAAGGAUAUUUAUUUAUUUUUUAAUUUUUAUUUUAUUUACUUCUAUUUAGUUCCCAGGGUUAGACAUUCAGCAACGGUAAAUUGUUUGUCUGUGAACUGUACUCCAGUUGUUUCUGAUUUAACAUAAGGCCUGUGAGAUACUCCUCCUCUGUCCCAAAUAUUACUGAUACUCACUAUUUACUUUUACUUUAAGAAAUGAAAUUAUGUAUGUUAGUAUGAAUUCCAUUGUUUGUUGUAUGUCUUGUAUAAAAUUAAUUUAUUGUAUGUGUUGUAAUGGCUCAUAGCUUUAAAAUGUGCAUGUUCCAGUCUCAAUGAAAAUGUCUGACUCAUUGUCAGCGAGAAACUGUAAUUCAAGUCAUACAUUUUUCUCUAAUUAUGUCUCUGUAGGAGUACCACCAUUUCAUUGCU